This is a messenger RNA of Punica granatum (pomegranate), 1347 nucleotides long. Lineage: Eukaryota; Viridiplantae; Streptophyta; Magnoliopsida; Myrtales; Lythraceae. The record is from RefSeq and is a predicted model, not a curated record.
CUCGGUCCUAUAUAAGCGCUCUGCCCUAGCUGGUUAAUUUUCCUCAAUAAAUAUAAAAACCUCGACUCUCAUUUUGAUCUCGCCUUAAACCCCUUCCUCCUCUGUGCGCAUCGGGAACGAAAGUCUCUCCGCUAGGGUUUAAGCUCAGAGAAGGUGGUGAAGAUGGCUUUCUUCAGUAAAGUUGGUAAUAUACUUAAGCAGACUGCGAGCAGGCAGAGUACUGUGGAAAUUUCUGCAUCCAAACCAUUCAUCUUUCAAGUGAUAAGAUGCAUGUCAUCUUCCAAACUUUUUGUUGGAGGGCUCUCUUAUGGCACAGAUCAGCAGGGCUUGACAGAAGCUUUUUCCAAAUAUGGUGAAGUUGUUGAAGCAAGAGUUAUCAGUGACCGUGAAACUGGUAGAUCCAGGGGAUUUGGGUUUAUCACCUACACCUCCAGUGAGGAAGCCUCGAGUGCGAUUCAAGCUUUGGAUGGCCAGGACCUUCAUGGUCGACGGAUAAGGGUGAACUAUGCCACUGAUAGGCAACCAAGGUUUGGUGGACAAGGUUUUGGCUAUGGUGGCAAUUAUGGCCCUCCUGGGGGAGGUUAUGAUGGUGGUAACAUGGGUUAUGGUGGAGGUGGCUUUGGUGCUGGUGGAGGAGGUUACAACAGCCCUGCUGGAGGAGACAGUUAUGGCAGUGGUGGGAGUUCUGGCGGGAACUACGGUGGAAGCAGCAAUUAUGGAGCCGGAGCUUUUGAAAGCGGGAGUGGUGGAGCCUAUGGUAGUGGUGUUGGGAACUUUGGCGUCUCCGGUGGAGGUGGUGGCAGUGACAGCUUUCCGGGUGUUGGAGAUGGUGCAAAUGAUGGGUUUGGGGUUGGUAGUGGUGCUGGAGCAGGCAACGACUUGGGAGAGGCUGCUCCUGGAGGAUUUUCACAGGACAAUUCUGUGGAAGGGAAUUUCCGGGAUGAUGAUGAGGAUGGUGACUUUGCCAAAAGGGCCUAAAUAAUAAAACCCCAAAUCCAGGUUGCCUGUAUAUGGUAACCUCUUGAUGAUCGAUGGCUUUCCAGAUACCAUAGCGUGGUCGGGGCAAUGUCCUCCUCUUCUGUCUCUCUCGAACUCUCCUUGAACUCUCGUGAACUCUCUUAUUCGUGCAGGAUUUUUUGUUCUGAUCAUGAUGCUCUUUCUUAGAUUUAUUUUGGGUCUCAUAGAGAAUGAAGCAGCUCAUCAUAAUGUGUGACUACCGGUGCGAAGUGCUUAUGAUUUUAUCUCUGCGAAGCGUUUAUGACUUCAUCUUCCCCUUUUUCUCUCUGCUUUUCGUUCUUCCGCGGUCGUCUGUAAAGACAUUCUAGAAUAUUUAUUAGUUGCUUCAAA